AAUCGGGAGCCGGCUCGUGGCCCGGCCUGGCCAAUGGGCGCUGGGGUACCGGCGCGGGGGCGGGGCUUGUGUGUCAGAGCGUCUCUGUGUGAGGGAAAGGCGUCAUGGCGGCGCCUCUGAGGGCUUUGGCGCUGGGAGGGCUAUGGCUGCUGGUCUUGCUGGGCCCCUGGGGCUUCGCCGGCGUCGAAGGGCAGAAGAAGAAGGAGAUGGUGCUUUCGGAGAAAGUGAGCCAGUUGAUGGAGUGGACGAGCAAAAGGUCGGUCGUCCGGCUGAACGGCGACAAGUUCCGCCGCCUGGUCAAGGCCCCGCCCAGGAACUACUCCGUGGUCAUUAUGUUCACCGCGCUCCAGCCUCACAGACAAUGCGUUGUGUGCAAGUAUGCCCCUCAACCUCUACGUGUUCCUGGAAAGACAUUCACAUUUACACAAAACUUGUUAAGCUUCUCCUUCAGGAUCAUUACUGCUACACUGGUGCCUCGGGAUACGAAAUGAUCGGGUUACGAAAUU
This is a messenger RNA of Sceloporus undulatus (fence lizard), 506 nucleotides long. RefSeq names its product magnesium transporter protein 1-like. Bases 105 to 491 code for a protein of 128 amino acids. Gene Ontology annotation, cellular component: oligosaccharyltransferase complex. The transcript is spliced from 2 exons. The record is from RefSeq and is a predicted model, not a curated record. Lineage: Eukaryota; Metazoa; Chordata; Lepidosauria; Squamata; Phrynosomatidae.